This is a messenger RNA of Nicotiana attenuata, 333 nucleotides long. RefSeq lists its product as uncharacterized. Gene Ontology annotation, molecular function: nucleic acid binding; zinc ion binding. Lineage: Eukaryota; Viridiplantae; Streptophyta; Magnoliopsida; Solanales; Solanaceae. The record is from RefSeq and is a predicted model, not a curated record. The transcript has a single exon. The coding region runs from base 1 to 333 and encodes 110 amino acids.
AUGGAUGAACUUCCAUGUCCGCAUGCUUGGGCGGUUUUGAAGAACCAGCAGCUGAAACCUGGCCAGUAUUGCUCUUUUUACUACAAGAAGGAUAACUUCCUUAGAACUUAUGAAUUUCCAAUGAAUCCGAUGCCAGAUGAGAGUUUAUGGGUAAUCCCAACAGAGGUGCUGGAAGAUGUGGUCCUACCACCUAAAGGGAGAAGAAAUGCAGGAAGGCCCAGAAAGGAAAGACUCAAACUUGCUUCAGAGAAUGAGUCUAAGAGGGCGUGUUCAUGUUCUGUGUGUGGACAAAGUGGUCACAAUAGAAAAACAUGUAGGAAUCGACCAAAAUAA